CGCUCUUCCGGCCUCUACGAGCUGCGCGCGCUCACUGAGUCACGGUAUUCGCCACCUCGUGGUGAGGGCGUUCACCUGGGCCCCGUCAUCUCCAACCCUUUGGACGAAGCUCAGUCCAAGCCGGUUGCGGCGCAGAUGGCUCCCACGUGCUCCCAGCGUCCUGAGCGGCGGCCUCUGCUGAACCCCAGCACUGCCGACUACGGCUUCCGGCCUCGCUACCCCGCGGAGGCUUGUCGCCAGGCUCGCCAGGCGUUCCAGCAGUCUCUCGCGCUGCACACCAUUGGGCCCGUGGCCUGUACUCCGGAGGAGCUCUCACUGCGUACAUCUCUGCGAGAACGGCUCCUCACUCCACAAUCUACGACUGUCGCGGAGUAUCGCGAGAGGCUGCGGCUGCAAGCCCAGCAGAAGUCCGUGCCCGCCAUGCGGACGUACCCGGUGGUACUUAGCCCGGGGGAAGACUCAAUUGAGUACGAAGCUCAGUUCGAGUCUUGGGCCGAGCAUAGCCGAAAGCUCAGCUCCAUGGACGCUCUCCGAGCCAGCUUCAGUGAAGUGGAUGUUCGCAUUGAACGCGAGCUCCGCUUCGAUUUCGCGAAGGUCCGAGCCAAGCGCAGCCUCUCGGCACUCACCCAGCCGCAGACCCAGUUUAGCGCUGCGCGCUUCGCUCCUUCGAGCACUCCAGCCGCUCCUUCCCGCGAGGGAGUGAGCGCUGUGGCUCAGGGUCAGCCUCGGAGCAAUGUGGCUGACCCAGCAGCUCCCCAGCUUAUUGCCGGGAAGCGCGGGACGGCCGGCGUGCCGCCUUGA
This is a messenger RNA of Phytophthora sojae, 801 nucleotides long. RefSeq lists its product as hypothetical. Lineage: Eukaryota; Oomycota; Peronosporomycetes; Peronosporales; Peronosporaceae. The annotation marks the transcript as partial. The record is from RefSeq and is a predicted model, not a curated record. The transcript is spliced from 2 exons.